Molecule: messenger RNA, 3848 nt
Organism: Metopolophium dirhodum (rose-grain aphid)
Lineage: Eukaryota; Metazoa; Arthropoda; Insecta; Hemiptera; Aphididae
Product: mothers against decapentaplegic homolog 4-like
Exons: 13
Coding region: 116-1978 (620 amino acids)
Biological process (GO): cell differentiation; anatomical structure morphogenesis; regulation of transcription by RNA polymerase II
Cellular component (GO): heteromeric SMAD protein complex
Molecular function (GO): RNA polymerase II cis-regulatory region sequence-specific DNA binding; DNA-binding transcription factor activity, RNA polymerase II-specific; I-SMAD binding
Source: RefSeq, a predicted model, not a curated record
UUGACAACAACCCAAUGUUGGUGGUGCGAAAUUUCGCGAUUGGGAGUUAUCUGAUAUUUCUUUGUUGUUUUUAUUUAAUUCCGUGGUGCGAUUAAUUAAUUUCGAAAACCGUCAAAUGGAAACCGACGCGCACAUGAUGUCGCAGCAGUAUGCACAAGCUCCUCAACCAACACAAAUACAACACCCGCCUGCUCCUCAACCAACCAGAGAAAUGCAACAAACCAGUGCACCGACGUCAGCUGAUGCCUGUUUGAGUAUAGUACACAGUCUGAUGUGCCAUCGACAGGGAUGGGAAAGCGAAGGAUUUGCCAAACGAGCCAUUGAGUCGCUGGUUAAAAAGUUAAAGGAAAAAAGAGAUGAAUUAGAUAGUCUUAUUCUAGCUAUAACCACAAAUGGUUCACAUCCAAGUAAAUGUGUAACAAUUCAAAGAACAUUAGACGGUCGGUUGCAGGUAGCUGGGCGUAAAGGUUUUCCACAUGUAAUAUAUGCAAGAAUCUGGCGAUGGCCAGAUUUACAUAAAAAUGAACUCAAGCACUUAAAGUAUUGUCAAUAUGCUUUUGACUUAAAAUGUGAUUCUGUGUGUGUUAAUCCGUAUCAUUAUGAACGGGUUGUGUCACCAGGCAUAGAUUUAAGUGGUCUAACGCUACAAAGUGGUACAUCUACUAAUGGUUCUGGCCGAAUAAUUGGCCUAAGAGAUGAGUAUACAGCUGGUGGGGGAGGAAUGUCUCCCUCACCGCCUGGUUCUAGUCAAGUUAGCAGUUCUAAUAUGGACAGUGAUGUAUCGGGAAACAGCCCGGCUGUGACUGUUCAACAUCACUUACCUCCUUUAUAUCACCAACAAAAUCCAGCCACUGAUGUUUCUCAACAAUCAAGUGUCCCUCAAGCUGCUGGAGAUAUUGGUUUGUUUCGGCCUACACUACAACAGCAACAACGUCCUAGUCAUCAAAUUGGUAUAAAUUCUCAAGUACAGGUUAAGACUGAAUCAUGUAACAAUUGGAUGCCGGGUACACCAUCACAUAUACCCCCCAAUAGACCACCAAACAUGCCAUUACAAAAUCCCAGUAUGUUCCCGGGACAAGAGGAAGAAAAUUUAUUACCUAGUCAAACAAUGACACCUCAUGAUUAUCAAGGACCUACCACCCCGAUGCCUGGUACAACAACAGGUAAUCGACCAGUUCAAAGCACACUUACUUAUACACAUUCAAUGCAACCACCACAUCCAACAUUUUGGGGAGUAUCCGAAAUGGGAUUGAGUGGUUUAUUAUCAUCUCAGCCAGCUCCUGAAUAUUGGUGUUCAAUUGCUUACUUUGAAUUAGAUACUCAAGUUGGAGAAACAUUUAAGGUUACAUCUACUUGCCCUCAUGUCACUGUUGAUGGUUAUGUUGAUCCCUCUGGAAGUAAUCGAUUUUGUUUGGGAGCCCUUAGUAAUGUUCAUAGGACAGAACAAAGUGAAAAAGCUAGAUUGCAUAUUGGGAAAGGUAUCCAACUAGAUCUGAUUGGAGAAGGAGAUGUUUGGUUAAAAUGUCAGAGUGAUCAUUCAGUUUUUGUGCAGUCAUAUUAUUUAGAUAGAGAAGCUGGUCGAGCACCAGGAGAUGCAGUCCAUAAAAUUUAUCCUCAUGCAUACAUUAAAGUUUUUGAUCUUAGACAGUGUUAUAGGCAAAUGCAUCAACAAGCCGAAACAGCUCAAAAUGCUGCUGCUGCACAAGCGGCAGCAGUUGCAGGACACCUAGCGGGACCUCAUAGUGUGGGUGGUAUUGCUCCAGCUAUAAGCUUGAGUGCUGCAGCAGGUAUUGGAGUAGACGAUUUAAGAAGAUUGUGCAUAUUAAGAUUAAGUUUUGUAAAAGGUUGGGGUCCCGACUAUCGACGAAGUAGCAUAAAAGAGACUCCAUGCUGGAUAGAAGUUCAUUUACAUCGAGCAUUACAACUUUUGGAUGAAGUGUUACACUCAAUGCAAAUAGAUGGUCCAUCAAGAGCUUGACUUAACCAGAAACUCAAAAUGUUCAAACGUAGUAACUAAUAAGUUAUGUUUAAGAAAAAAUGGUUACUUGUUGUUUAGUAAAACAACAUUGAUUUUUCAUGUUUUGGUGUUUAUCAAACAACAUGUUUUAAUACUAAAGGCCUUGGUAAAAAUUGUUUAGUUUUUCCUGUAUACAUUUAUUUUGUUUAUUUAUUUAACACAAUAAGUGUUUAUAAUCAAACAAGUCCUAAAUAUUUUUAAAUUUCAUUAAUAUUUAAGGUUUCAAUGAAUAUUGACCUUAAGUUUAAAGGAACAGGUUUCCAUUAUUAUGAUGUAUGACAAUAUUAUAUUUAUUUACCUAAAAUUUGAUUUUGAGCCAUUGUUUUUUUUAAAUUUAUUUUAUAUUUCUAAAAAGCAAAUAAAAAGAUAUUUUAUACUUGUAUUUAAAUACUCAAUCCUAUGUUGCUUGUUACAUUUAUAGAAAUCAGUAUUUUUUCUAUUUAUUCAUUUUGAUGACUUACAAAGUCUAACAAAUUUAAAAAGUAAGUCAUUUUUUUAUUUAUUAUUUGGAAAAGUUUCUUUACCCCUCAAAUAAAAAUGUUUUUGCUCUAUAAACUUUGGGCAUUUAAUUUAACUUAAUUUAUCAACUACCUCAAACCCCUUUAUUAUAUAUAUAUAUAUAAAUUAUAAAUGCAUAGUAUAGACAUGUAGUAGAAUACUGCCAAACGUGCCCCAUUUUUUAUUUCUUUAAAAAUAAUUAAAACUCGCUGAUUGAUUAUAAUUAUUACAUUGUUUUUCAUCAAAAAUAUCUUAAAUUAUGUUUAUUUAAUUAUCUUAAGCAAAAUUAAUUUAAUGUUUUUAAAGCAUAAUAACUUUCCAUUCUUAAAAAUACAAAUAGUUUUUGUUUGAUAUUAACCAUACAAAUUUCGUAAAAUUUCAUACCAAAAUCAAAUCAGUUUAAUAUUUUCUUAGAAUAUCUAUUAUUUGGGAAGAAAAUUUUUAAGCAAAAUAUGACUCAGUUACACAAUACAAUUAAUUUCGUGUAUUUUACAUUAUUUAUUAAAUAUACUUUUUUUAGUUAAAAUCUAAUCUUUAAAAUAAUCAUCGAUAAUAGAUAGAAAAAAAAAAUAGUAAGAUUUAAUAUUAAACAGGGCUUUGUGUUAGUAAUUAGAUGAUGUAAAACAAUUUAUUUUAGUGAGACGGUUUUGGUUCUUAAAAUAAAAUUAUAAGUUUUCAGAAAUAUAAGAAAUUUAUCUAUUUUUAAAGAAAUAAAAAUAUAGAGCAUGAAUUACAGUCUAUAUUCUAUAUAUAUAUAUAUUGUACUUAUUUAUAUUUUAAAAUGUAUUUAUAAUCAUUGACAAUUGAAAAAAAAAAUUGAAACUAAUGUAUGUUGUAAGACAUGAAAUGUUUAUUAUUUAAUAUCAAGUGUUCAAACAUUUAAAUGUUAAUAUUACUCUAUAUAUAAUUAUAAAAACAUACUGUGUAUAGUUUAUACUUUAUUGUGUACUUAUUAUAAUAAUUUUAUUGUACACUUAAAAUAAUGUAAAAGUUGAAUAUUUUUAAAUUUUUUUUUUUUACUGAUACGGUUACCAAAACAUUUCUGCAGAAAAUUAUUUUUCAAUAUGUAAAUGUAAAAUGUUUUUAUAUUUAUGCGGAAGUCUAUUUUUAUUGUUUUUGCACUUUUUAUUUUACAAUUUUGUUAAGCUCUACAAUAGAUAAUUGAUUAUAAUAUAUUAUAUAAAUAUGCAUAAUAUCUGUAUUCAAAAGUAUACUUUUUAUAUUAAUGUGAUAAUUGGUAUUAUUUUCAUUAACAAUCCAAUAUAUACAAAAAAAAAUGUAGUAUAGAUUAUUUAGAAUGAAGAUUCAUAAUAAAAAUAAUUUUAUAAUAAAA